AUGGCCUUCGGUCUUGUCGUUCCGCGCUGGGGACUUCGGCAAACUGUCGGGAGAAUCAGGCGCGUUUACGCUCCGCUCCGUCGGAAGUCUUCAGCACAACCCUCUUUGACAGCUUCGUCAGUGCAGUCUGACAUCAACUGGACUGCGCUUUCAGAAGCAGAUGCCGAGCUCUUCGAGUCCUUGCAGUCCGCUGUGUCAGCGCUGGGGGACGAGGCAGUUGACCAUCCCAUAGUUGAGGUCAGGGACAAGCUGGCUGUGGCUUUUCGAGAUAAAGCCGCCUUGCUCAAACGAAACUGGACAGAUGAAAUGUUCCAGGAAGGAGAGGAUCUUAAUGAAGAAAAGGUUGUGGAGAUAGAGGCUGCCAUGGCCACGGACUUGGGCAACUUUGGUGGCGGCUUGCAGAAUGGUCAAAAUUUGGGGAAUGCACUGGAUCUCGUAGGUGUCUACAUGAAAAACUACAAGCUCGACAAAGCAGAUGCCGUGUUGGCAAAGUGUGGUCCAUUUGUGUCCUCCCGUGGUGGUGUCUGGAUGGUCAAGUGGCUCAACCACGUUUCCACCGUGCGCAUGAAGCAAAGCCGACAUCUGGAAGCCCUGGAGAUGCUCUAUGACCUGGAGAUGUACAGCCCCUACAAUGCGCAGGAGGCGCCCGAGUUCUUCACAACGCUCUAUCGAAAUCAGGCUUGGGCUCUAAAGGCACUUGGAAGAGUCGAAGAAGCGGCGCUCUACUUCAGCAGGAUGGCUUCAACCUCCAAAGUCUCCAAGGGGGACCUGGAUUGGUUCGACAAAUGGGACAUUGGAAAAGUUGCUGCAGCGAGAGCUUGGCGAGAUGGUGAUAUGAAGGGCUUCUACUUGGCUCGAACUCUUGUGGAGGAGGCAUUGCGGCUGCAAGCCCUACAAGAGCCAGAUGAUUUGGUAAUGCGGGCGAAGGUUCACGAUUCUUUGGCGGAAUGUUUUUUCAUCGUCGAGGAGUAUGUCCAAGCUGGGGAACACUAUUCGGCUGCUUACGAUCUGCUGCGGCAGACUGUCGGCAAGCAGUCGCCACUGUACGGCAAGCAAGCUCGUCAUCUCGCAAACCUCCGAAUAGCUCAGGGACAGCAUGUGGAGGCGCUGCCGUUUCUGAAUGAAGCCUUGGAGGUGGAGUCCAGCAAGGAUGCAGUCAAUGUGCCCGAGCUGCUGGAGCUGGUUGAUGUCAUCGUCAAUGCACAGCAGCGUUCCGCGCCCGAUGCAAUUGUCAGUUCGCCAUCAAAUCACUCGGCUAUCAGGCGGUUGCAGCAAAAUAUCAAAGCUCGCGGUCUGGAUGGGUCGAAGGAGUUCGCGGUGCUUUGCCACAAGAUGUCAUUGCUAUACCUUCAUGAGGGGCAGUCUGAUCCAGAUGCGCUGAGGAGAGCACGGAGGCUUGCCAAGGCAGCAGUUCGCAUUCUUCGUUCGCAUCGAGGAGAGAAGGAUGUUGCUGAUUGGCUCAGAAUGUCCGAGAUUCAUUUGAUCGUCAUGCGAUCGAUGUCUGACGGCUUUGUAACCGAUGAGGAGCUCAAGCAGUGCUGGAUGCACCAUACACUUUGUAUGGUGCAUGGCAAGCCGGGUGAUGGACAGAUGGCCGGAGAGGAACGUGAGAAAGCAUGGCAUGGACCAGCGGGCACGCGCAGGUGUCCCGGUUUGACGCCCCCUGUGAUCUUAUGCGCAAAGGGCAAUGCGGGUGUCUUACAAAAUCAGGACAACUUCUCACUUUGUUUCUUCGCAGGGGGCUGGACCUUGGCAUGCUGUUCUGACGGACAUGGUUUCCAUGGGCAGUUUGUUGCCACACGUGUGGUGACGACCCUCCCGCAUUUCAUUGCCCAGAACUUCGCUGACGGCCUGGAGGAAUCUGGAAUACCGACAGCACUUGCAACUGCCUUUCAGUCCGUUCAGAAGGACUUGGAGGCACACUCAGCCCGCUUUGGCUGGGACUGCGAGGCCAGCGGCGCUUCGCUUCUUGCGGCAUUGUACAAGGGCAACAAGGUCUACACUGCCAAUUGCGGUGAUUCCAGGUGCGUGGUUGGCAUGGAACAGACUGGAACCCUCGUUUUUGCAACCGAGGAUCAUAAACCGGAUGUCCCGGCCGAGCAGGAGCGGAUUCAUACGUGUGGUGCAGAGGUGCGCACCGAGAUUUUCGGAGAUGGUUGGAUGGUGCAUCGUAUCUUUGCGCGUGGCCAGGACUACCCUGGUCUGUGCAAGUCACGCACUUUGGGCGACACAUUGGCAAAGGAUUAUGGCAUCAUCGCCGAGCCUGACAUUGCAUUGACAGAGGUCAGAACCGCCAAAAAGCCGUUCAUCAUCCUGGCCAGUGAUGGCAUCUGGGAGUUUCUGGACUCGGAGUUUGUCAUUCGGGCAGUUUCCAAGAUCUUGCCGAUGGAAGGGCCUACGAGGGCAUUGCACAAACUACAUCGUGAAGCAAAGAAAAGAUGGCGACAGGAGGAAGGCCACUCGUAUGACGAUAUGACUGCGAUCCUCGUCAGGCUGUAG
Messenger RNA from Symbiodinium natans, 2499 nucleotides. The record is from the annotation of a GenBank genome assembly. Lineage: Eukaryota; Dinophyceae; Suessiales; Symbiodiniaceae.